Peronospora farinosa is the source of this 1797-nucleotide messenger RNA. NCBI's taxonomy places the organism in Eukaryota, Oomycota, Peronosporomycetes, Peronosporales, Peronosporaceae. The record is from the annotation of a GenBank genome assembly.
AUGUUGACAUCACUUGCGACCUGUUCGCUUCAAGAGCUAAAGAAAGAGCCGUGGCGUCUGCAGGUCCAAGCGGAUAAUACCAAAGAACAACUACGCAACCUCGUGCUCAAGAAUUACCACGUGUUUAUUCAGAGCAACCAGUGCGCUGCAAUCGUCAAAGAUGAUCUAGCAAAGCUCAAGGAGGAAACAAGCAAGAUCGAAGCUGCCAUACCAAAGGUACAGGAAUAUUGCACUGAAUUCGAGAAAGAAGUCGCAGAUGUCGUGGUCAAGCACGGCGAUAUCCAAUUCGUCUUUGAGCAUUAUUUGCAGUUAACGGAGCUGCUGGAGAUCCCACAACUGCUGGAAGCUUGUAUUCACAAUGAAUUGUUUGAUUCUGCACUGGAUGUGAUUCAAUUUGCCAAUGAGACGUUUCGAGUUGACAAGAACGUGAAUGGGUCGUACAAUGUGGUCAUUGAUUGUCUAGUACAAGAGGUGAUAGAUAUGACUAGCAUUAUGCGUAAAAGUCUAUUACAAAAGCUACGUGAAGACCUGCAGCUGGCUCUGUGUGUUCGGAUUGUGGGGUAUCUUCGACGUCUGGAUACUCUCAUUGAAAAGGAUGGAGUGGCAGCUGUGGGGUUAUUGGAGUAUGAAAUGCAGCUAAAGGAGGAGUUUCUUGCCUGUAGAAAUGUGUGGCUGGCUUCCUUAAGCCGAAGCAUUUCAUCUUCAGACCCGUAUCAAUAUAUUGUUCAAGUUAUUGACAUCAAACGAACGAGCUGGUUUGACAUGAUUACUCAAUACUUGGCAAUCUUUGGCAGCGAGAGUGUAGAUGGUAAAGUAGAUCCUCCACUUUGUCGCUGGGCAACAACAACGGUCGCAAAUUUUAUCCACAUCCUCAUGAAACAAUUGCCAAAGAUCGAUGACUUCAGCUCGAUUGCGACGAUUAUUGAACAGAGUUUGUUCUUCGGAGGGUCACUGGGUCGCAUCGGUGUAGAUUUUCGUGCUGUGCUUGUUGUGUAUUUCGAGGACCACUUGCUGAAUAUGAUGACGGAGUAUUGGCGAUCCGCUUGCCGGGAGUUUCAGGAGAAUCUAAAUGCACACUCGUUGUCAGCAUUCAGUGGUUCUUCAUUAUCAGCAUCCUCGAAGACACCUAUCGUGAUUGCAACGCAUCGCUCGUCAGCUGACACAAGUGUCACUAACUACAUGUUUGCCUCUCGUCCGGCAGCUACCUCUUCCGAUGGUGAGGACUAUUCACCUCCACGGUGCCUCAUGUCGUUUCCUUUGCUGGCUGAGUUUACCAACACGCUGCUAUCGUCACUAAAUGAGCUAAGGCUGUGCAUAAUUUUAUCGCUGCGGAAUCGUUUGGGUAAAAGGUACCAGAGCGCAAUUGGCACGAUGUUGCUCACAAUCGCUGAGUUUGUUAAGGAGAACAGACUUGAUCUCCACGCCUCAGCAGAAGAAAGCAACGGUGAUGGAUGUAACACAAUUUCAAGGAAUGCAAGGGCAGUGGCGCUCACUGAUUCUGUUCGUGCGAUGAACGAGGUCAUUCAUUCUGAACUCGUGCCAUACCUGAUCAAGUGCUUUCACCAUCUGUUCCCUGUGUCUUCAGCAGCUACAGUUUCUGCCACCAGUGCCUUGAGCAAGGAAAUCGAAGAUUUUGAUGUGAUCAUGCGCGAGGCUGGAUUAUUAAUACCAUCACAGUCGGACGAGCGCGAAACACAAUCCAUGGUGGAUCAAAGUGCUGAUUUGCUGGAACAUAGACAUCAGAACGCUGAUGCGUUUGGCACUGACGUGGUCAAUUCUUUUGCCUCCACAAGCUAA